Molecule: messenger RNA, 1228 nt
Organism: Anopheles gambiae (African malaria mosquito)
Lineage: Eukaryota; Metazoa; Arthropoda; Insecta; Diptera; Culicidae
Product: cytochrome P450 3A19
Exons: 3
Coding region: 1-915 (304 amino acids)
Molecular function (GO): oxidoreductase activity, acting on paired donors, with incorporation or reduction of molecular oxygen; iron ion binding; heme binding
Source: RefSeq, a predicted model, not a curated record
AUGCGGAUGCAUCAGCACACUUGCAUCGAUAUUUUUUUUUUCCAUAGAUUAUUUCAGAUGAUAUCUGCUCGAGCGAUAAAUGCACUGCACCACAUCGACUGGGUCUACAAGCAUACAAACAAUUGCAAAAUAGAAUCCGCUUCCAGGGCGGCGUGUUAUAGCGUAGUAGAUAAGGUUCUUGCGUCCCGGAGAAGCGCCUUAGAAAAUGAGUUCUACGAAGCGAACGAUUCGCCAGCCAUGUUGGAUCGAUUGCUUUCGGUGAAUGAGGACGGUCCACUGUCGGAUACAGAAAUCGUACAAAACAUCUACUCCAUCGUUGGUGCUGGUAACGAUACGACGGCACACUCGCUCGGUCACACGUGCCUAUUCCUUGCGAUGCAUCCUGCAGUACAGAGAAAGCUGUACCAAGAGCUGCGCGAUGUGUUUUACACUGCCGAUGAGCCCAUUACCGAGGAAAAGCUGAAACAACUAAGCUACAUGGAGUGUGUGAUCAAGGAAAGCUUACGGUUAGCUCCUCCGGGCGCAACGGUGGCGCGCGAAGCCCAAGAAGACCUAACAGUCGAAGGACAGUUGAUUCCGCGCGGUACAACGGUAGUCGUGAGCUUAUUUGCACUGCAUCGCAGAAAGGAUUUCUGGGGUGCCGAUGCGGAGAGGUUCGAUCCGGAUCGAUUUCUGCCCGAACGGUGCAAGAAUAGAAUGGGCUGUGCCUUUAUGCCGUUCAACACAGGGAGUCGCAAUUGUAUUGGCUCACGGUACGCCAUGCAGAUUAUGAAGAUUAUUUUGUGCAAGAUCGUUCGGAGAUAUGAGCUCCACACCGAGCUAACUAUGGAGCGGAUGCAGUUUCGGUUCGAUAUAGCUCUAAAGCAGGAGCAGGGAUACUCAAUACAGUUCGAGCGUAGAGUUGAAAGUGAUUAAAGGAAUUAUAAAUAUGUUCCAUUCAGUUCCAGUUAUUCCUUACAACUCUAUUUGGCCUUCUUCGUUACACUUUCGAUAGCGCUGGUUGACCUCGGACACGUCCAACAUCAUCUCUCUCGCCCGAUAGUAAACGCACGAUUCCAUUUUAAGCUCGUUAAAGUACAUUGAAAGCUCAACAUGGAAGUAAAUCUCAUCCAUCUUCGAGUAAACGUACUCCUGCAUUGCUUCCAGAAUCGGUUUGGACUGAAAAGAGUUCAAAUUGGUGGUAAAAUUGUUCAGUUCUGGUGAUUUGGUUCAGCUACUAAAUAUGCAU